Zalophus californianus (California sea lion) is the source of this 1296-nucleotide messenger RNA. RefSeq names its product death domain-containing membrane protein NRADD-like. Lineage: Eukaryota; Metazoa; Chordata; Mammalia; Carnivora; Otariidae. Gene Ontology annotation, biological process: Rho protein signal transduction. Gene Ontology annotation, cellular component: cell surface; plasma membrane. The transcript has 5 exons. The record is from RefSeq and is a predicted model, not a curated record. Gene Ontology annotation, molecular function: death receptor activity; nerve growth factor binding; coreceptor activity. The coding region runs from base 236 to 988 and encodes 250 amino acids.
AGGCCGCUCCUCCGUGGGCGCUCUGGCUGACUCCCGGGACCGCCCGUCCCGCCCAGCCCCCGCGCCUCGCCGGAGUUGGCCUCCCCGGGGACUGCACGCAGCCUUCCCGGCUGGCCCACGGGAGCUUGGCUGCACAGAGGCCCGAGUCCGGCCAGCCAGGACUGGAUCCUGGGAGCCGCGGAGGGGCGGCCACCGCAGCGGAGAAGUUUCCCAGCUCCCUGGCCUGAGUGUUGCCAUGACACUCCAACCCCUUCUCCAAGAGAUGCAGUCCCUGGGAGCACUGCUAGCCGGCAGAGCCAUGCUUCACAACUCCAGCCACAGGGAAGGCAUGGUCCAUGUGGACAAGACGCAGAGGGUGCCGGACAGGGACAGGGAAGGGGUAUGGGUAGGGGGAGCUCUGGCCCCCAAUACCUCCUCCCCAUUUCCCCCUGAGCCUCCAGGGGCCUCAGGCAGCAUUAUCCCCGUCUACUGUGCCCUCCUGGCCACCGUGGUCCUUGGUCUGCUCGCCUACGUGGCCUUCAAGUGCUGGCGCUCACGUAAACAAAGACAGCAGCUGGCCAAAGCUCGGACCGCAGAGCUGGGGGCCCUCGACAGGGACCAGAGGCAUGGGGACAGCACUGCCUUCCGGGACAAUCCCAGCGGCCAGGAGCCCUGUGCCCCCAGCCAGGGGCCACAUCCUGAACCUGGCUGCCGGCUCUACCUUCAUCUCCCUCGGCAGCAGCAAGAGGAGGUGGAGCGGCUCCUGGAAGCGUCAGGCCAACCUGACGAGGGCUGGCAGGGCCUGGCAGGCCGCCUGGGCUACCAGGCUGACGCUGUGGAGAUCAUGGCCCGGGGCCAGGGGCCAGCCUCCGCCCUGCUGCGGGACUGGGCUGUCAAAGAAGGCAGUGGUGCCACCCUCAGGGUGCUGGAGGACGCCCUGGCUUCCCUGGGCCGUGACGAUGUGGUCCGGGUUCUGGGCCCCCCAGCUGAGGGCUGCUCUGUGGUGUGAGUGAGGCCACCACAGCCCGGCCUCUCGGGGAACCUGCUUUGGUGCCUUCCCCUGUCCCGCACGCAAAUACGCUUUCCCUUUCGUGAGCUUUCCGGCAUCGGUGGCCUCCGCCUGCUCCGUUCGGAGGGAACACAGAAGAUCCAGCCGCCGCUCACCUACCCUCGCCCUACCUUCCUCCAGGACAGGGACCAGGACGUGGGGGGGACUGAGCAGCAAGGAGUGGCCCUGCCCUCCUCCUCCCCGCUCCACCUCCCCUUAUUUAGCCUCAACUGGUUUUUCUACUUUUGUAUCUCCUAUUAAAGGCCACU